AUGGUGCAGUUCAUUUCCAAUACCCGACCAUCCACAGUUGGUCAAAUGCAUCCACUCAGUAGUCCGUUACUCUAUGCUCAGCUUCGUCCGUUCACCCUUUCACAACCGAUCGUGGCAUCGGCAACUCCGACCCCGACCAAGGACUGCACGGGCCCUGAAGGCAUACCAGCAGCAGCUGAGCUACUCGAUACCACCGGUGCUCGUGAGGAACCAAAUGCUGCCAAUACCAGUCCAGAAACUGACAUGGGUUCAAACAAAGAACGCAAUGACAUGAACGUGAUCACAUUGACGCAGGACAGUCAGUCUAAAGAUGCCGGUAUAAAAACGACAAAUGUGGAAAACGCAUCUCAGUCGCCAACGGAAUCAGAUCAUCAUUCGCUAAGUUCGACUGCACUUCUGGAGGCGAACCGUACAACCCGAAUCAAAGUUCGCGUGAAGCCACCACCGCUCAAUUUGAAGGCCGCUCAAAAUCAAAUCUUACGCUGCACUGUAUCUCCGUCUUCGGUGGAAAAUUUGCCAAAACAUUGCACCCCAGCCAACCCGGUGGAUCGACGUCCGUUUUCCGCGAAUCUAGUCAAUCGCGAUCUGAAGCGCAAAUUGACAGACACUUCUGACACGCAUUCAGACAGUGCUCUCACACAUUGUUUGGUUGUGGUUUGUGCUAUGUGUCAAGCAGAUCUAAAUAUGAGAGUCCUGAUCAUAUUAAAAUUAAACAAGCCAGAAUAUGUCGUCCGGGUGCGAUUUGGUCUCUCAAUGUCUUUCAUGAAAGCUGGGUUCAAAUCCACAUUGAUUCAGCCGGUGAUGCAGCCACCAGAGGAUAAAUGCGAUUUGAUGGAGGAUUUUACUCAUUAUGUGUCUAUUGAUGAUCGUCUUUUUGAAGAAAUCACCUGUUUGGAAUUUGAUGAUGAAGAAUCAUUAGAUGAAUUCGCUUCAAAUCAAGCUAAGCAUCGUAAAGAAGAUGAAUAUGAGGCAAUGAAUGCGCCGGAAGUUAUCUCAAUCAGAGAGGCGCAGAAGUUAUUGGAUCAAUUGAAGCUGUUUGCCUUGGCUAAUGCUCGGAGUUCGGGUCAGUUACUGGGUGAACGAUAA
Echinostoma caproni is the source of this 1086-nucleotide messenger RNA. The record is from the annotation of a GenBank genome assembly. Lineage: Eukaryota; Metazoa; Platyhelminthes; Trematoda; Plagiorchiida; Echinostomatidae.